AUGAGGCAUAGGCUGCUGCCGAACGGGACACGAAACCACAAUUCGUCAGACGGUUGGACAUCGGCUGACUAUUGGACUUCCGUUCACAUCGACCAUGCCCUCGACACCCAUUCCAUCUCACCGGGAGAGCGAAAACUGGCGAUUAUCCUUCCGGCAGACAACCCGAGUCCCGACCUUUGCAAAGUAAUUAGCAGCGCCGUCGCGCUUGGCUACCCAGCGCCCAUAAUCGUCAACUGGAGGAAGGACUUUCACACCAACGAAGACGGCAUAGGGCCAUCGCAGCUGGGAAAGAUCUCUGGCACCCUGAACUAUCUUGAGUGGGCGAUGAGCGAAAAGGCGCCUCAAUCCGAGAGGCUUACCAACGACGACCUCGUCCUCAUGUUGGACGCAUAUGAUAUCUGGCUACAGCUACCACCAAGUGUUCUCCUCAAUCGAUUUUUCACAGGCAACGAACGAGCGGAUAGACGAAUCGCGAGGGAGUUUGGAGGGGGGGUUAGCCGGGGUUUAAUGCGACAGACGGUCGUCGUCUCGGCGCAGAAGGGAUGCAUGGCGCCACGGGACUCCAUUUCCAACCUCCACUGCGACGGCGUGCCCGAGAGCACGCUCCCGAAGAACGUGUACGGCCUCUUGACGGAUUCGCCACUAUCUCGGAUUCUGAGGUGGAAGUAUACGCGGCCGAAGUACGUCAACAGCGGCAGCUUCAUGGGUCCGGCCAGUGAUGUGCGGAGAUAUUUCCGUCGCGUCAAGGAUAGGAUGGAUCAAAAUCUCUUGGCGAUGGACGAGGGCCAGGAGCUAGGAGGGGACCAGGGCGUGUUCGCAGAAAUAUUUGGAGAGCAAGAAUCUUGGCGUCGGCGGACGCAGCAAAUAGGUCCAGGGAGGGACAGGGCGCAGACGAAGUUAAGCGGCGAAUUCGAAUACCAUGUCGGGCUGGACUACACCCAGGAGCUUUUCUAUCCGACAUGUUAUUCCGAGCAUGACAGCUACUUUGUCUCUUUGAAUGAUGCCGAAGAGGUAGCGAGGGAAUCUGGACGGCUUGGAGUCUCACCGCCCCGCGUACAGGGGGUACCCAGAGACAUUGAAGUAGCAGAGAGACCUCUAUCUCUACUCGAUGAUGAUGGUGGCGAUGAUGUAAGGAGAGGGGGCCGUGGGUGGGGAGACCUACCGCUCUACGUCGAUUUUUGGACAACAGCAAUUCCCGUGGCGAUUCAUCACAACGCAUGGAGAGACGGACUCAAGAAUCGCCGUCGAACGUGGUGGGAUAAGACAUGGUAUUUCCCGUACUUGCGCAGACUUCUGCAGGCACGCGUUAAAUUGACCGAGACAAAAGCACCGCCCUUGGUAACCCUCCCGGCGCUUAAUGGAAGUCUGGAUGUUUGGCCGUACUUUUCCUCGUCCCCGGAUACGGCGGCUGUGCUGUUUGUGAGGAACAGGAACACAACCAAGGAAGAAUGGAGCUUGGAGAGGGCGGACUGGGGAGCUGUCUGCAAGAGUAGCAACGCAACGAUGGAGGCAAAGAGGCCGUGGAAGAGCGCACCUGUGGCGCCCCCUUUGGUGGCUACGGACAGGAUCGUCCCGCUCUCUCAGGAAGAUGACACGCAAAUUAAUCGUGAUCUCAUCCUCAACUUCAUGAUGCGGUUUGACUCGGUCCUUGACGCGGAAAAGCUGCACUCGGCACUUGAGGGACUCUUAAACCGGCCCGACUGGAAGAAAUUGGGUGCUAGGCUGAGGUUGAAUAGCGAAGGGAAACUCGAAUACCACAUCCCACAGCAGUUCGACGACACCCGGCCGCCAUUCACCUAUUCCCACAUCAACUAUGACGUUGCCAUCGGCGAGCAUCCGCUGGCUUGUCGCGUACCGAGUGGAUUCGCAGGCGAGGAGCCUGCAACCGUCCUGGACCCUUAUGAACUCUUCCCUUUGAUGCGACGAGAAGACGCGCCGACCAAGAUAGAAGACUACCUGUACAGCGACAAGCCGCAGUUGAGCCUUCAUGUUGUCUCUUUCACCGAUGCUACUCUUGCCUCUCUCACCUGGCCACACACUCUCUGGGACGCGAUGGGACGACGGGAAUUUCUGCUCGCAUGGACUGCGAUACUGGCUGGCCGCGAUGAUGAAGUCCUCCCGCUUCAUGGCUUCGACACUGACCCCCUGAGUGAUUUCUGCGAAAGUCCCAAGGAGGAGUCCAAAUUGAUCGACAAGAGCCUUUCAAUCCUACAGUUGAUUGUUUUUGGUAUUCGCUACUGGUUUGAGCAUUUCUGGUACACCGAAGAGGAGACGCGUAUUGUAUGCAUCCCGAGCGCCUUUAUGAAACGUGCGCGGGAAACCGCCAUUUCCGAACUCAAAGCCACCCGGGCGGAAAGCGGGAAACCUACCGACGAUGUAUUCCUAAGCGACGGCGAUAUAAUCUCGGCCUGGGGCGCCCGACUGCUAGCGGAGCAUCUUCAAGUGGGCAAAAACCAGACUGUAUGUGUGCUGAACGCGUUCGGUUGGCGCUCACUUCUCAGCCCCGACAUUUUGCCGCGGUCGAAAGCCUAUGUCGCCAACGCCUCCUCGGGUAUUUUUGCGUUCCUAAAGGGAGGUGACAUCUUGUCUCGCCCUCUCAGCUACACGGCUUCCGAAGUGCGACGUGCCAUCGCGGAGCAGGGGACACGUUCCCAGCUUGAGGCCAGCGUGAAGCUGACGCGGGAGUCAAUUCGCGCCCGGGGCGUUCCACCCAUGUACGGCGACGCGACCAUGCAGUUGAUCAUCGUAUCGAAUUGGUCAAAGGGGAGAUUCUUCGAAAUGGACUUUUCGCCCGCGAUUGUGCCUGGUUCCAAGUCUGCGCGUCCUGGGGAUGCGACGGGCAAACCGACUUACAUUCAAGCGGCCGGACACGCCAAUGGAUUUUCUAUCCGAAAUGCCUUUCAGAUUUCUGGGAAGGAUGGCCAAGGGAAUUACUGGCUCUCAGCUUCAUUGAGGAAGCACGUGUGGUCUAGUAUCGAGAAAGCUCUGACCGGUACUAAGUCGACGAAUUAG
Scedosporium apiospermum is the source of this 3012-nucleotide messenger RNA. RefSeq lists its product as uncharacterized. Lineage: Eukaryota; Fungi; Ascomycota; Sordariomycetes; Microascales; Microascaceae. The record is from RefSeq and is a predicted model, not a curated record. Bases 1 to 3012 code for a protein of 1003 amino acids. The transcript has 4 exons.